Messenger RNA from Planococcus citri (citrus mealybug), 1729 nucleotides. RefSeq lists its product as uncharacterized. The record is from RefSeq and is a predicted model, not a curated record. The transcript has 7 exons. NCBI's taxonomy places the organism in Eukaryota, Metazoa, Arthropoda, Insecta, Hemiptera, Pseudococcidae. The coding region runs from base 321 to 1679 and encodes 452 amino acids.
UACAAAAUUUUCGAGAACAUUCUCCUUGAUCGAACAACAAUUCAACAGUAUGGCGAAAUUCAUUCGUUAGCGAUCAUGAGGCAGAUACUGGGUGUCGAUUAACUAUAAUAUAUUGUAAAACAAAAGAAAUAUAUUUUUUAACAAACUGAAAUCCUGUACCCAAAGUGAAAAAAACAUUAAUGAACAUAUGCUAGCACAGCUUUGAAAAUCCCGCCAUUAAAUAUAUAUAUAUCUAUAGUGUAUACCUAUUUGUUCAGAAUCAUUACAUAGGUAGUAUCUGCGCUAGCUGCGCAUCAAAGUUUUCAACUUUUCGCUCAGCCAUGAAAAAUAUCGCUUUUUAUUGUACUGUUUUUUUAUUAAUUUACACAAAUGAAAUUUCGGCACCGAAAUCACCACCACCAAAGCGCUCAGCGAGUUCGAAAGAAAAAAUAAAAGCUACUCGAGUUCCCACUGAACCUUCAGAGAUAUUGCCACGUUUAAAAGAAAUAAGUGAACCGUUGGAAAUCAAAGGUGAAGUAGAAAAGGUCCUUCCAACAAAAAAGGAAGCAUUAUGGAUUUCCAGAUUCAUAACAACCAUCACAAAUUGGCUCACAAUAGUAUCUGAAGUUGCAAAAUUAGACGCUUAUCAAAAAUCAUAUUAUGAAUUAGGUGAUGAUGUGUUUGAUGAAUGUAUAAAAGGUGAUAGAACAACUCCCAUUCAAAUGCUUUACCUCAAAGAUGGUUCAGACCCACCAGAAUAUUACGCGUACAACAUUAUACCACAUUGGAUUAGUAUAACUGGCACUGGGCUGGGCAGUGCAAAGCUCCACUUGCUACAAAUUCAUUAUGAAAGAAGUAAAACAGCGAUGGAAACACCCGAUGGUCAGAUGGUUUUGAGAAAAGAUAAAAUUUACGACACUAAAAUUGAAUUACUUUUUCCCUGGGUUUCAAUUCGACUCGAUAACGAAAUUGUUCAAUUUGGUGAAGAACAAGACCCGUAUGAAGUAAUGGAAGAAGAAGGCGUGAUCAGGUUUAACAUAUUCGAUGUCAAGAUAAUCAUGAUCAUGCAAUUGGCAGAAAUUGAUAAAAGAUUCAUAAAGACAGAUCCCAAAACUGGUUUAACGUAUUACUUUCGAUUACCAAAAUUAACAGAUCUACAAAUGUCUGUGAGCAAGGUUCAACGUUAUCAUAAUCAAAUACAGAAGAAAAUAAGUCGCGAAAAAGGAGAAUACGUCGGCAAAGGGAUCAAUAAAGCCAGAGCUGAAAAAAUCAUUAUCGAGCUUACCGAAUUAUUCAGCACUGAAGAAGGUCGUAAAGAACUAUGCGAUCGUUUGAAACCAGUUUUGGUGAACAAAGACGCCGAAGCGAUUAUGACAGCUCCGGAUGUUUUAAGCAUUGCUAAACACGUGGUUCUAGCUUGGGACAAUGUCGUGCCUGAAAUGCCACCAGCGACAUGGACAACUGAUGAAAUAAAAUUAUGGCAGGAGGCUUUUUAUGCCGGUUACAGCACAUCAGAUUUGGUUACGAAGGCGCUCAAUUUUAUUAUGGUUCAUUUUCAAAAUGUACGUACUGGUAAAGACGGAGAUGUCGAUGUUCUUGGAAAAGGACCUCCUAGAGAAUACAACGUGGCUGGUUUGAGCGUACACGAUGUCGGAUUCGAUUAUACGGAAACUAAUUUAGUGGAUACAGAAACCGAUUAAGCAGAAAUGUCGAUCAACAGAUCGUCGCUGGUAAACAAUUCCAAUAAAGC